Molecule: messenger RNA, 2149 nt
Organism: Gryllus bimaculatus (two-spotted cricket)
Lineage: Eukaryota; Metazoa; Arthropoda; Insecta; Orthoptera; Gryllidae
Source: the annotation of a GenBank genome assembly
GUAUCGAAAGAUAUGUGGAUGUCGAAAAUGGUCGUAACUUUGCGAUAUAUCGUAAUAAGAAAGUCGAUUUAGUCUGAAACUACAAAAACACUUUCCUACGAAUUGUAACCAAUAUUUGGAUGUGAUAUUGAUUUAUCUUUUCGGAAGAAUUUUGAAAAUCAUUCUCAGGUACUAUAUUAUUAUUGAAGCCAUGGAUCUCCUGGGCUCUAUUCUGAGUUCUAUGGACAAACCACCAAGUGUGAGUGAUAAACAAAGAAUGAUGAUGAAAAAACAAAAAGAGGCAUUUUUGCAGAAACAAAAAGAAGAAAAAGAGAAAUUGCAGGCUUUUAGAGAAAAGGUUGAAGAGAAAGUUAAUGCUAUUUUACGAGAUGAAAAGAAACAGAAGUGCACAUUUGAACCAAUGGACCAUGUUUAUAGGAGUGUCAUACGUGAUGUUGCAGAAGUUGCAGGUCUUGUAGCAUACUCCUUUGGUGAAGAAGGAGUUGACCGGCACAUAGUAAUAUAUAAAAAAGAAUUCACUCCUUCUGAGGAUGAAUUAGCUGCUUUACGUCGAGGAGAAGAAUGGACUCCUGAGAAAGCUAAAGAACUUGCAGAGAAGCGAGAACGUGAGAAAAAAAUUGCAGAAGAAGAAGCCAAAAGAAAGCCAGAAAAAUUUGUUCCUGCUAGUAACUACAAGGAAAAAUACGAACGUCUUAUAGGAAAAGAUGCUGCUUUAGCUGCUGCUCGUAAAACUGAAUCAAACAAACAGUAUGGCUUUGUUCCUAGUGAAAAUAAAAGAGACCAUCGAUCCAUCGAGCAGACAUUAGCUGACAUUCAAGCUAAGAAGAAACAGAAGACUCAGCUGAAUAGUGAUGCUGCAGAGUGAAUGUUGUAAAUAGAGAAAAAAUUAGUGGACACUUGACAGAUAACAGUGAUACCUUUGAUCUUAUUGUACUGCCUCCUAUGAAGCUGGGAGUGUUCAUAUUUAUUUGUAGAGACUUAUAUUUUUGUAUAUGAACUUAAUGUAUGUAUACCUCCAUAACCACUGCCUGUUAGUGUAUUAUAUAAUUGACAUGCAUGCAAAUUGCAGUCAGUUUUGAAAUAUGUUGUUCAUACCUCAUUUUUGCAGCUGUGUCAAUUGUAAUUUACUUUUGUCAUGUACAAUUUGCUCAUUUAUCUUUUGGGAACACCUAUUCCAAUUGUAGCACAGUUCCCAUGAUUCUUAACGAAGAAUUAUUAGUUACUUGAGACUGAAGGUGAAAAUUAUUUAUAACUUUAUAUUCCUAGGGAAUAAAAUAUUGAACCUAUUUUACGAAAGUGGGCAAUGGUGAGAUUCCAAGUUGGAGCCAAUUAGGAGAAUUCUUCCCGUAGAUAAGUGUCUACCGUUAAGGACAGUUUGUUCUCUUCAAGUCAAAUUUGGAUGUUCUUUAAAAUAGUUAUUUUCCUCAAUGUAAAUCAUCAUGAAAUUCAACUUUAUAACUAUUCAAACAACUAUUCUUUGUUUCAAGAAUUAGUGUAUGGCAACAUUUCUCAAAGUUGUUUUCUUGUGUAAAGCUAGCUUCCCUUGUAAGACUUGUAUACUAUGUUUUACACUUAUGCUUUGCGUUUUGUCACAUUGAUGAAAUAGUUUUGUUUUCCAAAUGGUAAUGUAUUUUGUAAGUCCAAAAAAAUUAAGUCUUUCUGUUCCUUUUAGAAAAAAUCAAUGAUAAAAACAGUAUCAUGUACUUCUUGAAAAUUGCCUACCUACUCUUUUCACUCAAGUUACAUUUCAGCAGAUUUCAGUUGUUUUGUUCUAUAACAGAAAAUAUUGUUAUAGAAUUCACUUUUCAUUUAUUUAUUUGUUAAUUUUUUAAAUUUUAAAUCAUGACAUACAAAUGACAAAAUUUAUUUCGAAAGUUUGUUGUUCUGUGUAAUUAACAUUUUCAGUUUCAUUCUUUGAAUGUUUCAGAAUAAACUUGACCAAUUAUUGUUUAAAUGCAAAUGAACACAAACAAAUGUUUAAUGCCAAUAUGUAAAUAAUGUUGAAAUAAUUGUAUUACGAGACUUGUCUCAUGACAAUAUUGUUUAUAUUUAUUCUUAUCGCAAAAAGAAAAUAGUGUUUCUGCCAUAAAUAAAGUUUUAUUCAAUUCUCAUUUUGCAAUAUAACAAUAAAAUCUUUGCUUUGCCUCAG